CAAUGACGUCACCCCCCGCUCCUCUCGAGGAGACUGUCCGGUCAGUGGUGGUACUGUUUGUUGACACUCCACACAGUUUAUCAUUUUGAUUCUCUUGCAGCAUGAACGUCACACAGCAAGUGCUGAAAUCCAUCAAAUCUGCACGUCGUUCAGUUUACAUAAACUGCAGAAGAAAGUUUUGUGCGUCACAGUGUACGAUGACAUCACGACACACCCACUCCAAAAGAAUUGAAGGACUGGACAAAAAUGUCUGGGUGGCGUUUACUUCAGUGGCAGCAGACCCGUCCAUAGUGAACCUCGGUCAAGGGUACCCCGACAUCCCCCCACCUUCUUAUGUCAAAGAGGCUCUGGCAAAAGCCGCAUCCGUGGACAAGAUAAACCAGUACACCAGAGGCUUUGGUCAUCCCUCACUGGUGAAAGCCCUCGCUCAGGUUUAUGGAAAAGUCUACGGACGGCACAUCGACCCUUUCAAAGAUAUCCUGGUCACAGUCGGAGGUUACGGUUCCUUGUUCAGCACCAUGCAAGCGCUGGUGGAGGAGGGAGACGAGGUCAUCAUAAUAGAACCUUUCUUCGAUUGCUACGUACCUAUGGUACGAAUGGCCGGAGCCAAGCCUGUGCUGAUACCGCUACGCCUUAAGCCUGGAAAGAAGACAAUCACAAGUGCUGACUGGUUUCUUGAUCCGGAGGAGCUUUCCAGUAAAUUCAACUCCAAGACAAAGGCCAUCAUCAUCAACACACCAAACAAUCCUAUAGGAAAGAUUUUUAGCAGAGAUGAGCUGCAGAUGAUCGCUGACCUGUGUAUAAAACACGACACUCUGUGCUUCAGCGACGAGGUGUAUGAGUGGCUCAUCUACAGGGGAAACCAGCAUAUCAAAAUUGCCACUCUGCCUGGAAUGUGGGACAGAACGAUCACCAUCGGCAGUGCAGGGAAAACAUUCAGUGUAACUGGAUGGAAGCUUGGUUGGUCCAUCGGACCCGAGCACUUGAUGAAGCACCUACAAACCGUGAUGCAGAAUACGCUCUACACCUGUCCAACACCUUUACAGGAAGCUGUGGCACAAGGUUUGAACCUGAACUAUGACCUGAUGGGUCAGCCUGAGUGCUACUUCACCUCACUGGCAGAAGAACUGCAAGGGAAGAGGGACCGCAUGGCCACCAUCAUGCAGGAGGCUGGCAUGACACCUGUUAUCCCAGAGGGAGGCUACUUCAUGCUGGUGGAUGUCACGUCUCUCAAUCAGGAUCUGUCACAUAUGGGCGACGAUGAAGCCUAUGACUACAAGUUUGUGAAAUGGAUGAUCAAAGAAAAGAAACUGGCAGCCAUUCCAGUCACAGCGUUUGUUGGAGAUGAGUCCAAGAAGCACUUUGAGAAAUAUAUUCGUUUUUGCUUCAUCAAGCAAGACGAAACCAUCGAAGCCGCAGGAAACAUCCUGAAAAACUGGACUAAGGGUUAAAGUGCUGCUGUGUCAGGAGGAGGAGGAGGAGGAGGAGGAGGACUAAGAACUGUGAUUUGACUGUGAUUUUUCUCUUAUUAUGUAUUCCAACACUUUGAAGUGUAUCAUUUUAUAACGUAGCACUCACACAUACAUGGAAGUCAUCCUUGUCUGACAGCCUGGUGCUUUCAUGAUGAUGUCAUCUGCCACUCACACAUUUCCCCACUCAGGACACACACUUCUUUCUGUGUUUCCAUCAUGGUACGGUUCAGUUUGGAAUGGUAAAGCCUGAAUGGUCAGGCUUGUGUUUCAACUGAGAACAAUGGAGGAACAUCCAGACUCUCUUUUUUUCUGUGGCUUUUUGUCUUAAUUAGGGCAGUGUUUUUCAGCCAGUGAGAUAUUGUCAGGUGUGCCGUGGGAAAUGAUCCAAUUUCACCUAAUUGGUCUAAAGAACGAGUGUCUGUGCUGUCUAGUGACUGGCAGAGUUAAUCAUUUAAUACUUUUCCAUCUCAGUAGGUGGCAGCAGGUAGCUAAUUGCCUUGUACUUUGAGACAAGAGAAUUAUUAACGCUUGGAUGCGACAGGUGGCGGUGACAGUGAUGGAGAGGUUUUUGAAACUGGACCCUGGACAAAAGUCUCGAGGCGGUACAGCGAAAGCUCCGUUGCGCUUGGUGAAAAGCUAUCCAACAGUGCUGUGGUCCCAAGUGAGCUUAAACGCCAUCUCCAAACGAAAACAGAGAACACGUGAAUUGAUUCCACAGCAAGACACUUUGACGAGAAUUAUUGUUGAGCUACAGUUUCACUUUUUAACAUUUUCGGCUGGUGGUGUGUCUCGUGAUUUUUUCAAUGAAAAAAGUACCAUGGCUCAAAAAAGGUUGAAAAACACUAAAUUUGGGCCGUCAAUUCCGUUUUUUCAAAUCUGAACAUGUACGUGAUGUGACUUUAACUUUGACUUAAUUGACUCGUCAAUUCACCGUCACUACAUUCCACUCUUACUGAUAUUUUCUUAGCGGGUUCACAUUAGACGCUCAGUUUCUUUUACUAUUACCAUCUCACAUCAUGUGAAGAUGAAAGGCAAACUACAUGGACCUUUAUACCGUGUUCAUAUUUCGUUUCUCUUAAUUUGUUUGUUGUGUGUAGAAAGUGUGGUUUCUCAAAAUCGGUGCAGUUAAUAAACAAACCGAGUCCGUUUGUC
Molecule: messenger RNA, 2624 nt
Organism: Solea senegalensis (Senegalese sole)
Lineage: Eukaryota; Metazoa; Chordata; Actinopteri; Pleuronectiformes; Soleidae
Product: kynurenine--oxoglutarate transaminase 3-like
Exons: 14
Coding region: 102-1451 (449 amino acids)
Biological process (GO): biosynthetic process
Cellular component (GO): cytoplasm; mitochondrion
Molecular function (GO): L-kynurenine:2-oxoglutarate transaminase activity; pyridoxal phosphate binding
Source: RefSeq, a predicted model, not a curated record